Chelmon rostratus (copperband butterflyfish) is the source of this 1458-nucleotide messenger RNA. RefSeq names its product biliverdin reductase A (gene blvra). The record is from RefSeq and is a predicted model, not a curated record. The transcript has 7 exons. NCBI's taxonomy places the organism in Eukaryota, Metazoa, Chordata, Actinopteri, Chaetodontiformes, Chaetodontidae. Gene Ontology annotation, molecular function: nucleotide binding; zinc ion binding; biliverdin reductase [NAD(P)H] activity. Bases 198 to 1067 code for a protein of 289 amino acids. Gene Ontology annotation, biological process: heme catabolic process.
AGAAGAAGAAGAAGAAGAAAAAGAAGAAGAAAAAGCGAGAAGCGGAUACGACAAUUGAGAGAAAUGAGAUACACCCAAUAAGGCGUUAAUUCUCGCAGAGCUGUGGAUCGAAGCGUCGGGGUCUUGUUGGGUCUUCUGCUCACGCACAAUAGCUAAGUUUCUUCGCUUGGGUCACGGAAGGGCUGAAUAAAGACAGUAUGCUCGGAGCGGUGGUGGUUGGCAUCGGCAUAGCUGGACGGGUGAGGAUUAGAGACAUGUUGGCUCCACUGCCUGGCAGUCAUGCUGAGAAACUCGCUGUCAGAGGAUUCAUAUCCAGGAGAAGCCUGGACACUCACCAGGGAGUGAGUCAGAUAUCAGUAGAAGAGGCUGUGAGCAGACAAGACAUUCAUGUGGCGUUCAUCUGCACUGAAAAUGAAUCGCAUGCGGACAACAUCAGGACUUUUCUGCAGGCAGGUAAACAUGUUUGUGUCGAAUAUCCCAUGACCAUGAACUACAUGGCUGCUGUGGAGCUCUGGGAUUUUGCCCAGGAAAAAGGACUGAUUCUUCAUGAGGAACACAUCGAGCUACUGACAGAAGACUACAAAGAACUGAGGAGAGAGGUAGAGGGAAAAAUCCUGCAAGAAGGUGCACUUCAUUUUACUGGUGGAGCUCUGAAGCCCGGAUUUGGUUUUCCAGCAUUCACUGGCAUUGCUCGCCUCACCUGGUUGGUUGAGUUGUUUGGUGAGCUUUCAGUAACUGCAGCAACCAUUGAGGAGGACUCCGGUAACAGCUACAGCAAGAUGACUGCAAAACUGAAAACAUCUGAAAACAAACCUCUGAUGUGGAUUGAGGAACGGGGACCAGGCCUCCCCAGGUGCAGGAACAUCAACUUUCGCUUUGACUCCUGCACUCUGACCCAGAUCCCUUCCGCAUCCAAAGAGGCUGUGGGCCUUUUCAUGAAGGACCUGAUUCACUUCUCUGCCAAGCUGGCAGGCCAAGUGAGUUCCGAGGAGCUCCAGAAAGAGAAAAACAGGAUUCUACACUGCUUGAAGCUGGCUGAGAAGAUACAACAACUUUGCCAAAAUUAAAAGGGAACUCUCUAGUUUAUGAUAAUCAUAAAUCUUAAUCUUAUUCAAACAUUAAUUUCUAAUUAUUUUUCAUCAUCAUGCCCUUAAGGUUUUGUAUUGCGAAAUGUAAGAACUUAUUAUUUUAUCACACCAGAGGGAAUUACUGUUUGAAAGAUGAGUCAUUGAAUAAUAUAUAAUAAUACAUUCUAACAUGAUUAGCACAUAUUAAGACAUGGGCGCCUGAAAGUAGAAUAUUGUGGCUACUGGAAAGAUCAUAUAGAACAGCUGUCCAGCAUCCAGCAAAGAUUCAGUAGGCUGCACCUGGAAUGACUGUUGUUGAUGGAAGGUAUUGUUUUUCUUUUUUUAAAAAAACAUUUGAACUUAUAAUUAAAAGGAAAACUUGGCAACACUA